Choloepus didactylus (southern two-toed sloth) is the source of this 1143-nucleotide messenger RNA. RefSeq names its product urocortin 3 (gene UCN3). Gene Ontology annotation, biological process: hormone-mediated signaling pathway; digestion; adenylate cyclase-activating G protein-coupled receptor signaling pathway. Lineage: Eukaryota; Metazoa; Chordata; Mammalia; Pilosa; Megalonychidae. Gene Ontology annotation, cellular component: extracellular region. The transcript has 2 exons. The record is from RefSeq and is a predicted model, not a curated record. The coding region runs from base 12 to 611 and encodes 199 amino acids. Gene Ontology annotation, molecular function: corticotropin-releasing hormone receptor 2 binding; hormone activity.
UGACAUGGGUCAUGCAAGCUACUGUGAGCACAGUCUUCAAGGCCCUUAGAGAAGGCCCCGGGCCCGGGGCUCCCACACUGGCUAUGAGGUAUCUGGUGUCUACACAGGGAGAGAUGCUGGUGCCAGCCCACUUCCUGCUGUCACUGCUGCUGCUUCUGGGGGCCCCAAGGGCAGGCCUCUCCCAUAAGUUCUGCAAAGCUGAGUCCGUCUUCAGCUGCAUCAACACAGCCCUAUCUGAGGCCAAGAAGAGUCAACCGGAGGACACACCCCCAUUGAGCAAGAGAAGCUUCCACUAUCUACCCAGCCAAGACCCAUCUUCAGGAGAGAAGGAAGAGGAGGAAGAGGAGGACAAAGAGAAAAGGACCUUCUCUAGCUCCGGUGGUGGGGGUGGGGCUGGAAGUACUAGAUACAAAUACUUGUCCCAAUCACAGCUCAGGGGGAAGCUGUACCAGGACAAGGCCAAGAGUGACCAGCGCACCAAGUUCACCCUGUCCCUUGACGUCCCCACAAACAUCAUGAACAUCCUUUUCAACAUUGCCAAGGCCAAGAACUUGCGAGCCAAGGCAGCUGCCAAUGCCCACCUGAUGGCACAGAUUGGGCGGAAGAAGUAGAAGUGGAGGCAAAGCAGGAGGGCAGCUCACCAAGGACAGAAGUCAGGGACGGAGGUCAAGGACAAAGGAUGAGGGGAGAACAAGUGUUUGCCCACCCAGCUGGUUUGUAUUUUGAGGGAUGAGUCUAGUUUUACAGGCCGUUUAUUACUGAACCCCUCUGAUCUUUUCUUGCCUCCAUCCCAGUUUCCCUUUCUCUGUAAAUAUACACAGAAGUGCAGUAUUGUUCAGCCUUUAAAGAUACAAGGCAGUAAUGUCUCUCCUUAUAUUCUGUGGCUCCUUUCUCCUUCCCCAUGACAAGAAGCAAAGUUCUCACAUUCCUCCUCUCCAAGCUUCUCCCUGUUGACCCCUUGCCUGAGAGGAGAGCAACCAGAGCUCCUCUGCUUUCCACAAGCCAACCCCUGCCAAGAUUGAAAGAUGAGGAGAUGUGCCAGUCAUCGCCUUGCCACCAAACCCCUUCCCUACCAUCUCACCCACCCCCAUUAAACCAAUGGCUUCUUGAACUCCUGGCUUAUUUCAGUUUUAUUAACAUAUU